Vittaforma corneae ATCC 50505 is the source of this 780-nucleotide messenger RNA. Its product is annotated as proliferating cell nuclear antigen (pcna). Gene Ontology annotation, cellular component: PCNA complex. Gene Ontology annotation, biological process: regulation of DNA replication; leading strand elongation. NCBI's taxonomy places the organism in Eukaryota, Fungi, Microsporidia, Nosematidae. Gene Ontology annotation, molecular function: DNA binding; DNA polymerase processivity factor activity. The record is from RefSeq and is a predicted model, not a curated record. The transcript has a single exon.
UUGAACUCAGAAAAUUCAGACUCAGAAAAGAACAUCGCUUACGAGCGACUCAACGCAUUUAGAAAGGUGAUCGAGAGUCUCGCAGACAUCGUGGAUAAGAUGGAAAUCAAGUGCUCCGACUCGGGACUGGACAUCCAGGUGAUGGACUCGAUGCAUGUUGCCCUGGCAGACGUGCACUUCUCAAGAGAAACAUUCACGAGCUACAGAUGCGACAGGGAUGUGCAGCUGGGCAUCCCAAUCAAGCACUUCCUCACCGUCCUUAGGGGAAUAGCCCUUGAGGAGAAGAGUCUUCUGAGAUUUUCAUGCGAGGACGAGCCCCAGGCCCUCAAAAUCGAGCACAUCCUCCCAAACUCCCAGUUCGAGUUUGACAUCACUCUGUACCAAAUAGGCACAGAGUCCUACUCAGUGCCGGAGCUCGAGUUCGACACAAAGGUCAGAAUGCCCUCGGAGCAGUUCAGAAACAUCUCGCGGCUUAUUGGGUCGUUUGGAGAGUAUAUCAACUUUGAGUGCGAAGACAAAAGGCUGGUUGUCAAGCAGAAUGGAGACCUGAUAAAGAACAACAUGAGUCUGAAGCCAAACGAGGAGACCGUGUUUAUCGACGCGACAGCCCCUGUCAACUUAGAGAUAGCCAUGAAGUAUGUUAAUAUUGUCAAUAAGGUGUCCACCCUCAGCAGCGAGGUAAGAGUCAACCUUGGAAACUCGACGCCGGUGUUUUUUGAAGUCGACAUCGGCAGCAUUGGAUACAUCAAGUUCUAUAUUGCGCCAAAAGCACAAAAUUAA